AAAGCAGUAGACAAUUCUUGAAGUAAAAUUAAAGGGAUAGACAGAUAACGUUUACGAGAGGAAUCAUGACACGUGAACAUGGAGUAUCGGUCAAACCUGGCAACUGGGACAUUUCUUUAAAUACCCACAAAAUAUCACUUUUGAAGAAGUAGGAAAAAACAAAACCAAAGAAGAUCUAAAGAGAUAAAGAGAAUGAUGAAGAAGCAAGUGACGAUAGUGGCGGCUCUUCUGAUUAUGAUGGCUUUAUGUUCCAGCUUGAAUAUGGUGGCCGAGGCUCAAUUAGGCCCCGGAGACUGCUACGACGGUUGCUCCACCGCCUGCGUCCAACGUGACCCGAGAAAGACGUCCCGAUGCGAUCGCAAGUGUUCCAUUCGUUGUGGUCCAGAUGCUGCCAGGGCAAGUGGGAGUGGUGUUUAAACUUUAUAUUUUACCAAGAUCCAUGCAUUUGGAUUUAAUUAUGUUGUAAUCUUAUUUAAUAAUCGUAUCUCUGGAAAACAUAUUCUGUAAUUUUUAUGUAGUUAUUGGAACCAAUAAAUAAUAACAGCUACAAUGGUGGAAUUAAGUACACUAGUGCUGGUUUGUAAUCAACUUUAAAAUGUGUUGAGAACCGGAUCAGCUGGUCUAACUGAAAUCUAAUUAAUCAGUUUGCAACUAUAACUUAAAUCUAAAACUAAGAAGUAAGAACCGGCUUACUCACGUCUUGUCUUCUCUUUCGUCGUUAGAUCCAAGCUGGGUCAUCCAGCUCUAUGGUAACCCAAUUAGCAAUACAUACUCAUGGCCCAU
Molecule: messenger RNA, 783 nt
Organism: Arabidopsis thaliana (thale cress)
Lineage: Eukaryota; Viridiplantae; Streptophyta; Magnoliopsida; Brassicales; Brassicaceae
Product: thionin-like protein
Exons: 3
Coding region: 193-417 (74 amino acids)
Source: RefSeq, marked reviewed